GAUAUCGAUAGCAAUAGCGCUACAUCACUGUGCUGUGCUAGUGCUGUGAUAAAUGUAAAGAUUUUUUCCUGAACAAGCAGUCACCGAUCCGGUUCGUUAACGGGACGACCCGUUUUUUGUUUAUGUAAUUAGUAAUAUUAAAUAUGUGGAUUCAUUUGGUUCCCGUAUGCGGCUGGUUGAUUCUGAGCACAACUGCUGACUUGAACAUUUCAGAAACAGAAAAAAUAUUAUUAGACUAUAUUGAUGCAAGCGCAGGAAGUACCACUAGAUCGAUCGUUCUAGAAAAUUUUCAAUUAUGUGAUCACGAAAACGGCGAUGAUGCAAGGUGUGUGAAGAAAUCACGCUGCGAAGAGGAAGCUCCCCCACUGGAUCCCGCGACGACAUUUAAAUACAGAGAAUUGGUCGAAGGUGGUUGCACAUACCUGCAGACUUGCUGCCCUGAAAAUAAAAUAAGGACCGAACCAAGGAAACCGAAAGUGGAGAAGAAACGUGGGUGUGGAUACAGCAACCCUGGGGCGAACAUCCUUCGAGAACUGAGUGAUAAAUAUGGAUACGCGGAUUAUGGGGACUUCCCAUGGAUGAUUGUCCUGAUGAAAAAAGGCAUACCCAAGGAGAAAUUUGAUAAAGCAUACAUCGGCGGUGGAACCCUCAUUGAUCCAUCCGUCGUGAUAACUGUAGCUCAUAAAGUGGACGAAAUUAGUCACAAUGACUUGAUUUGCCGCGCUGGUGAGUGGGAUACAAAAUCAGAGGAUGAAUCCUAUAAGCAUCAAGACAGAGAGGUGAAGAGCAUCGUUAUACAUAGUGAUUUUGUAAGGGCACACGCUCAUAACGAUGUAGCGUUGAUCAUUUUGAAAGAGCCGUUUGAUUUGGACGGAGCUCCUCACAUAGGGGUGGCGUGCUUGGAGCAGAAACUACCUAGCCCUGGAACGGAAUGUUUCAGUAUGGGCUGGGGCAUAGACUUCAUAAAUGGCGAGAAAUAUGCCUCAAUUCUUAAAAAGUUGAAACUGCCAUUGGUUGCGGCUGACAAGUGUCAAAAUUUCUAUCGGAACAGUCCAUUGGGUCAAUUCUACAGCUUGCAUAAGUCUCUCACGUGCGCUGGGGGAGAGGCUGGUGUUGAUACUUGUAUGGGUGACGGCGGGUCCUCCCUCGUGUGUCCUAUCGCUGACGAAUCUGGCUUACGAUAUUCCGUCGUUGGCAUGGUGGCUUACGGACGUGGCUGCGGAGUAGAAAAUCUACCAGGAGUUUAUGUGAAGAUACCGGAAGUGUACGGUUGGGUGUUUAGGGAAAUGGUAUUGCAAGGAUACAACGGGAAGUUAUUUGUCAGCUAGAAAUGUCAGGAAAUAUUGUCAUUUGAACCGUAAGAAGUACUGAUAAAUGUCAUUUUUAUAUGCUUAUAUCAUGAAUUAGAUUUGUGUAGUUGUAUAAAAAGUUUUUACAUAUCAUAUGUUGUCUGAUAACCAUAGAUUAUAUAAUUGAAAAAAAUGUGUAAAAUCCUAAGUCACGUCACGAGAAUUGAUGAAAACAUAACGUACUUACAAUAACGAAUCUUACGCUGACGUCAUCUGACGCUAGAACACUCAGUAAGCCCCUACCAUGUACCGAGCGCUAAUAUCAAUUCUAUAUUUAUUUCUUUAUUUACAAAAUAGAAAUAAACAUUACAGGCUUAACCUAAAGCGUUUACUAACUUAAUUAAUACAGUUUGUAUGUAUUACGCUGCCGUUUUGCGAAAUACAGCAUGAUGAGUUAAACAAGUCGAGGCUUGGAUUAAAAUAUGACAGAAUACCUUGUGGGGGUUUCCUGUCACAAGAGGAAACUCCACUCCCAGGGAGCAAGUCUACGUCAGUCCUGCCAGUCAGUUAUCACUAUCAACUUUGAUCUUCGUGAUUGUUUGAAUGUUAUAGUUUAGUGGAAUUGGAAUGAUCAUGUCAUCUUUUAUUUAAUAAAUAACUUUAAUCUA
Messenger RNA from Nymphalis io (European peacock), 1957 nucleotides. Its product is annotated as phenoloxidase-activating factor 2-like. The coding region runs from base 144 to 1328 and encodes 394 amino acids. The record is from RefSeq and is a predicted model, not a curated record. The transcript has 9 exons. Lineage: Eukaryota; Metazoa; Arthropoda; Insecta; Lepidoptera; Nymphalidae. Gene Ontology annotation, molecular function: serine-type endopeptidase activity. Gene Ontology annotation, biological process: proteolysis.